Messenger RNA from Coniophora puteana RWD-64-598 SS2, 2441 nucleotides. RefSeq lists its product as uncharacterized. Lineage: Eukaryota; Fungi; Basidiomycota; Agaricomycetes; Boletales; Coniophoraceae. The record is from RefSeq and is a predicted model, not a curated record. Bases 11 to 2311 code for a protein of 766 amino acids. The transcript has 9 exons.
UUCAUGAUCAAUGCCCCAGCCUGAUCCCGCUGUUACUCUCACGAUUGACUCACUGAAUGUAGAGUGCAUUGGACACAAGGUUCGCGUGGCCGGCAGGAUAUUAUCUUACGAUGAAGAAGCAGCCGUGCUCUUGCUCUAUGAUUCUCCGCAUGCUAUCUUAACAGAUGUAUCUCUUUGCAUUGACCCUGAAGCACUUCUUUCCCCUGAGCUGGCAAUAAAUCCGAGGACAGCAGAGGCCAUGGAGACUGUGAGCCAAAAGACAAAGAACGCGAGGCACUGGUCCCGGUGCAUGAAGGAGUACGCGUGGAUUGUUGGCUACCUCGAACAAUCAUACACUGAGCUCCCUAUACCUGCGCUACCUGGAUUCUUGCCUCUCCCGGAUAUUGACACUGCCUUGGUUCUGCGGGCACUCAGUGUCACAGUCGCAGAGGGACUUGAUGUUGGCCUUUUGCGCGGCCGCGAGGAGUCCAUGGGAGGCGGGCGCCCGUAUUGCGCCUCGACUAUCGCUCGAGUUGCUCCAAUGAGAAAGUCAGUGGAAAUCAUGUCUCAUCGGACCGGAGAUGAGGGGUUAAGCGAGGCCAAUUGGUCCGAAAUAGAUUCCGCGCUCCGCGUUCCUGGUUCUCUCCGGUCCAGCCGUGUCUUGAGUCUGUGCAGGACGCGACGCACGACGACCACAGAGGAAACGCGAAGACUCAAGUUCAUGCACAUUAGUGUACCAUUGGAAACGAGGCUGCUGGCAAGUAGUGAAAGGAUUAGUAUGAUGCGGAUGUACCUGCUAUGGGCUGGUAUCCGAAUCAGGAACUGGUUAGAGCAUGCCCUGCCUCACCUGCUGAUACCUUUCCAUCCCAUCUCCUUCCAACCCUCUAGUCCUCCAGUUUUGAUAGGCAAUAGCCCCGCAUACCCAGUCACACCUAUCGCCGAACACACCAGUCUUGUCUUCGAUCUUGAUCGUACAGUGCCAUCUGAUUCUAGGAUACCAAUAUCAGCAGUACGACCUGGGAGUUAUGCUGAGGGCAGUCAGCUUCCCUCAGUGCGUCCCGCAAAACACAGGGAAACUGUACGUUACGAUCCGCUUCACAUACUCUCUCGGACUGCUCCCGCACCCCGCCUGCCCAUCUACACCCAAUCUGCUGAAGUGACGCCGGGCGUCCUCCCAGAUGGAGUCUUAACUGGUCAAUAUCCACCCGUACGUCAGUUUCUCGCGGCGGCUGAGACUGCAGCCCCUGCCAGCCCCUCUCUUCCCGAUGACGUUCGUGUCUCCGCCCUGGCUGCGCUAGCCGUCUUCUACAAUCCCAUGCACCCUGCACACUGGGUUUUCUGGAAUGAUCUUCAACAAGACGAGACUGCACAACUCGUGCAAACCGUUCUAGACGUUACACCCCGACCAAUUGUGUCAUCAGUUGGGUGGAUUGACAAACAUUACAUGCUCAACAUCCUGGGCUGCAUCCAAUCCAUCGUGCACAAUCACAAACUCCUUUCUGAACAAGAGUGGUUUGCGGCAUACCCCGGCCCCGGUACACCCGCAGCCCGAAAACUUCGGAAGCGAAAGCUACGAGUUUCUAGCAUCUCUGGUGAUGAUGCCGGAAGCGAUAUCGAAGGGGUUGAAGGUGGCACACUGGGCACACUCCGCAAACGAAUCAAGGCUCGCAAGCCUGCUACCCGCAGUCGACGACUUGCCAAUCCUCAACCGUCAGCAGAUGAAGAAGCUGGUACCUCUGUCGUCGAAGAUGCUUCUCAGCCUACGCAACUUCUGUUGUUCUCGAAUGAACCUCUUCUUACGAGAGCCGCCAAGCGCGAGCGGAUGGGGGCGUCUUCAGAAGACAAAGCCAUUAUCAUGUCUGAGGAAGCUGAGGAACAAAGCGAGCCUGAAGAAGCUCCCCAGACGCGAACCAGCCUCCGUCAGCGUGAGCGACGCGCCAAAGCCAAUACCUCCCCUCUUUCUUCUGUAUCCACACUUACUCCUGCGCAUUCUCGUGAAUCUACCUCAAUAUCACACGAACUGUUAGAAGACGCCGAAGAAAUACUUGGUGACGUCUCGGGCUCGAGUACUGCGGCUAGCCCUGAUGAGGAUUUGUACAAGAGCAAUAGCAAAGGAAAACCUUUUGAAGAUAGCAGCGAGGAGGCUGAAGGCGAAGAUCCUAAAUUACAACACAAGCUCCCAAAGAAAUCGGUUACGCGCCUUGCGGGCAAGAAGCUUGUCAGUAUGGUGGAAACACUUAUUGGAAACGAAGGUGUCACGAGCAAGAUAAUGACCGACUCUCAGCCGCGUCCCAGACAACGCACGAAGAACAGCAAGUCCCGGCGGCGUUAGAUGCGCGUCUUUUCGUACCACCCAUUCCCAUACUACCCAUUCCCAUCUCGCUAUCUCGCUGCUGCCAUCAUCAUUCACCAUACCCUUGUAUCAUUACUGAUCAUUUUCAAAUCUCUCAACGUCUCUAUCU